Molecule: messenger RNA, 732 nt
Organism: Penicillium roqueforti
Lineage: Eukaryota; Fungi; Ascomycota; Eurotiomycetes; Eurotiales; Aspergillaceae
Product: BTB/POZ domain-containing protein
Exons: 2
Coding region: 1-732 (243 amino acids)
Molecular function (GO): protein binding
Source: RefSeq, a predicted model, not a curated record
AUGAGUGAGAUAUAUGAGGAAGAUGCUGGGUCCUUCGCAACAGCAACGCUUCCACUCUAUCAUGGUCCUGUUAUUAAAAUCCGAAUCCAAUCUAUUGGUUGUGAAUACACAAUUUCCAAAGGACUCCUCUGCGCGGAGUCGCCAGUUUUCACAGCCAUGUUCGAAGGUCAUUUUCGAGAGGCUCAAGAGCAGACAGUGGACCUAGAAGAAAUGGAAGGCGUUGUCUCUAAGCAAAGCCUUGAAGCCCUCCUUCAAUGGCUAUACCUCCGUUUUGUCAAGUUUGAUAUCAAAGACACCAAGAAGCGUAUUUCAGCUGCUAUAGAGCUCGCAAGACUCGCGGACAAAUACCAGAUUACCAGGAUAGAAUCCCAGACGGCCCGAUACAUCAAGAAGGCUAUUGCCAAUCCACAUCCCGAUGCCAAGGAAUACUACCGAAAUUUCGACACAAGCGACAAGAACACCCGCUGGCUGGGAGAAGAAGACAUUAUUUCAGGAACUCUCCUGCGCAACGGCCAUCCCGUACGCCGUACUUUAGCCGCAGCCUCCGUUUGCUGGUAUCUCCAAGGCAAACGGCACACAUUUACCGACCUAGCUCAACAAUAUCCCCAAUUUGGAGCUGAUCUCCUCCAUGAAGUGAGGCUAGUCCUGGAUUCUCUGUACACAAACAGUGCUACUUUCAACGACCCUAUUAGCGGGGAAAUACGGUAUCUGAAUCAGGCCACGAAGCGUUGA